This is a messenger RNA of Prorocentrum cordatum, 189 nucleotides long. The record is from the annotation of a GenBank genome assembly. NCBI's taxonomy places the organism in Eukaryota, Dinophyceae, Prorocentrales, Prorocentraceae.
GAGAACAGAAUUUACAUUUUUUGGGAGUUUACCGUGUCGCUGCUCAUCUUGAUCAGUGCAUAUUUCGUGCCCUUCGACGUCUUCAUACUCCAGGAGCCAGAGCCUACCGAGGCAUACUUCAUCAAUCGGGGCUUCGACUGUAUUUUUCUAGCCGACAUGGUCUUGACUUUUUUCACGGCCUACGAGAAG